CCGUGCGCCCGCCCGCAACCCACUCCCGCACCCCCUGCCCCUACCUCCCCCACGGGGUACCCCGCAGCUCUCCUCCCGCUUCCGCGCUCCCCUCCCCCCCGCCGGGCGCCGCUUCCCCGCUCCCGCUCCCUCCGCGUCUUUUCCUCUCCCCUCCCCGCGAAGUUUCGGGGCUGUCAGUCUGUCAGUCUUUCGGGCAGUCGGCACCCGAGCUACAGGCAGCGGGCGCCAUUGCGAGCAGAACCGGCCGGGGCAGGAGGCCGGGGCGCCUGGGUCCCGCCACAGCGGGGAGGGCCGACCCGCCAGCCCGCCAGCUCCAGCAAGUGACAGCUGGAGGGCCCAGGAGAUGAAGUUCCCGGCUCCCCACCCCGAUCUUCCAUCUCCACCUCCUCCCCAGAGAGUCGAUUGAUUCCUCACGUCCCCAGGGUCUGUGGCCUGAUCCCCAGGAGGAGCUACCCUGGGUUGCCAUGAGAGAGACCUUUGAGGCCCUCAGCUCCCUGGGAUUCUCUGUCGGACAGCCGGAGAUGGCCCCCCAAAGUGAGCCCGGGGAAGGGUCCCAUAACCAGGAACAGAUGUCCCCUUCCAGGGAAGACAGCAUGCUGGGCACAUGCUCUGGACACGAGGUCCCCAGACCAGAGGAAGGCGGCCACACUAAAGAAGCUGAAGCUCCCUGCAGAGGAGGCCAGGCAUGCACACCACAGAAGGCUGAGCCCAUGGGCUCCUGCCCAGGAGAUGAGUGGAUGAUUCGGAAGGUGAAGGUGGAGGAGGAGGAUCAGGAGGCGGAAGAGGAAGUCGAAUGGCCCCAGCAUCUGUCGUUACUCCCUGGCCCCUUUCCCGCUCCGGACCUGGGGCCUCUGGCCGCCACAUACAAGCUGGAGCCCGGGGUCCCAGGGGCCCUGGAUGGGCUCGCGCUGGCCGGGUGGGCCCCGCCUUCGGAGAAGCCCUACGGCUGCGGGGAGUGCGAGCGGCGGUUCCGGGACCAGCUGACUCUGCGGCUGCACCAGAGGCUGCACCGCGGCGAGGGCCCCUGCGCCUGCCCGGACUGUGGCCGCAGCUUCGCGCAGCGCACGCACCUGCUGCUGCACCAGCGCAGCCACCUCGGCGAGCGGCCCUUCCCCUGCUCCGAGUGUGACAAGCGCUUCAGCAAGAAGGCUCACCUGACCCGCCACCUGCGGACGCACACCGGCGAAAGGCCCUACCCGUGCGCGGAGUGCGGCAAGCGCUUCAGCCAGAAGAUACACCUGGGCUCGCACCAGAAGACGCACACGGGCGAGCGGCCCUUCCCCUGCACCGAGUGUGAGAAGCGCUUCCGCAAAAAGACUCACCUGAUCCGCCACCAGCGCAUCCACACCGGCGAGCGGCCCUACCAGUGCGCGCGGUGCUCGCGCAGCUUCACGCACAAGCAGCACUUGGUGCGGCACCAAAGGGUGCACGAGGCGGCCGGCCGCACCCCGGCCUCUCCCGACGCGCCCGCUUCGCCCGGUUCCCCCGCUCCGUCCCCCACCCGGUCCCCUCCCGGGCCCAAGCCUUUCUCUUGCGCCACCUGCGGCCUGAGCUUCGGCUGGAAGAAGAACCUCGCCACUCACCAGCGUCUGCACCGCGGCGACGGGCGCCCCUUCGGGUGCGACGAGUGCGCCCUGGGCACCGCCGGGGACCCAGCGCCCGGAGGCACACCGGCGACCCAGGGCGCUCCGGCCAGCGAGCGGCCCUGCUGCCCGGACUGCGGGCGCGGCCUCGCCCCCGGGCAACACCCGGCGCGGCACGGACGGGCGCACGCGGGCGAGCGGCCCUUCGCCUGCGCGCAGUGUGGCCGCCGCUUCGGCUCCAGGCCCAAUCUGGUCGCCCACGCCAGGGCCCACAGCGGCGCCAGGCCUUUCGCCUGCGCGCAGUGCGGCCGCCGUUUCAGCCGCAAGUCACACCUUGGCCGCCACCAGGCGGUGCACACGGGCAGUCGGCCCCACGCCUGUGCCGUCUGCGCCCGCAGCUUCAGCUCCAAAACCAAUCUGGUGCGCCACCAGGCCAUCCACACGGGCUCCCGCCCCUUCUCCUGCCCGCAGUGCGGCAAGAGCUUCAGCCGCAAGACCCACCUGGUGCGGCACCAGCGCAUCCACGGCGAAGCGGCCCAGCCGGCCUCCGACGCUGACCUCUCAGCCCCAGCCUGGCCCACUCCCACAGAGGUAGGGGCGCCCCCCCUUUUCUUCUGAACCCUCUCCUCCCCAGGACCCUUCCUCGGCUCACUGGUUGGAGAGAUCCAUGCCGCAGAUCUUCUGGGCGGUGAGCACGAUGGCCUGGGUGGCGAUGGCUGUCCUUCCCUCCUUAUGGUGCCGGAGAGAAGUCCGGAAAGGAUAACCAGCUUUGACAUUCUGUGACAAAGACAAUGCUAAGAAUGAACACUUGCUGGGAACAGUUCAGGCCCCAGUCCUGGAAAGAAUCCCACCAAGAGACCCCAUCAGAAAGCAGACAUUUGUUUUUUGGAGCCCACACUGGCUACGGCCUGGCUGGGUCAGCAGCCUCUACAGGGGGAGUGAAAGAAUGGUCAUCUGUGUGAAGUGUUAUUAAAAUUAAAAUCUGAAGUUCUGGGGCUAUUAAAUGAGCACAGGGUGGGAACCCAUUGCCUCUUCUCAACCACUGCCCACCUCAGUCCUCCCAAGGACCAUCCCUUCCUAUCCGGGGUAAGCUAAAUUUAGCCAGUUGCUGAAAAUGGGCUCUACCAAAUGAAAAUAUAAUAGAGUUAAUUGCUAAACCACUGUCCCGGCUCCUGCUUCUAGAUCAGCCAUUUGAUGGAAGAAACAUUAACAUGCAUUUCUCAUUGGAAGUGUUGAGGCUAGAGCUGUAGGGAAUGCAGAGGGGGCAGGGUGCCCUUUGGCCAUUCCCACAAGACAGUGUGACACACCGUGGGCUCUGGAUCUUUCCCAAGGGGAUAUUGGGACAGCAGCCCCACCCUGCUUGGCAGUGUGAGGAAGGACAAGAGCAGCAGAUGAAGGUUGCUUUCCCAACACAAUUUCCCCUAAGUUCUGUCUUUAUGAUGGAUGCCUGAUCCAGAUGUCCCUGUAACUGCAUGUGCCCAGCCAGGGCUGGCUGGCUGGUAGGCAGUGAAGAGCAGAGUAGGACAAAGGGGAACAUGCUGGACUUGGAGAAGGCUUGGGCCUGACCCCUCCUGUGCCUCUUGUAGGACCUGGAGCAGAGCAUUCAUUUUCCUGGGACUCUGCUUUCUCAUUACCAUAGAUUGUUGGUUGAUGAGGGCUGAGGCAAUUUCCAACUCUAGCAUUACUAUGACCAAAAACAACCUUAGCAAAUAUUUACUGGGUGCCUACUGCAUGCCAAACACUAUGCUAGGUAGUAAGCGAGACAGACAGACUUGCAAGAAAUGUAAGAAAUCCUAGGCUAGGGCAAGCUGAGAAGCCUUUGGUGAAGGCACCUAAAAUCAAGGAAAUGUCGAGAGAGGUUUGCAAGAUGAGGACACCUCUAAUGUGAGGCCUAAAGAAUGAGCAUGAGUGGCCAGAUGAAGGGGGAGAGGAUGUGCAUGUAGAGGUCCAAAGUCUAGCACAGUUGGAGUGCCGAGUGAGCGUGGAAUGAGAGGGCUGCCCAAGUAGCCCGGGAAUGAGGACGAGGACAGGUAGACCUGGAAAGCCUUCAGCACAGAUGAGGGAGUUCAGAUUUUACCCAGGGCAACAGGAAGCCAUGCAAGGGUUUGGGCAGAGCAGGAAUAGGAUGACGUUGACAUGGAUGCAUUUUAGAAAGAUGACUGGCUGCCUUUAAAGAGGGGCUGGCGGGAGACCUGCAGGUGUGCAGUCCAGGUGACAGGUGGUGGAGACUGUGGACCACAGCUGUGCCAGAGGAGAUGGAGAGAAGUAGAAGACCGAAGAGACACUCACCAGGUACAGGAUGGAGAGGGAGAUGGAGGGUGGCGAGGUUGGCCUGAUUUCUGCUUGACAGUGGCAUUCCCCUGAGAUGGGCAACACAGGAGGAGGAGCAGUUCUGCCCCCUGGGGAGCAGUCUUAGAUCUGCUGAGAGGAUGGAACCAGUGCGUGCCUAGUAGGAAGCAGGCCCUGUGGGUGCAAGCUCCGAAGGGGGCCUAGGCUGGAGAGAGGUCUGAGGCCCGUUGGCAUGUUUCUCAAGCUGUGGGGCAGUGGAUGAUCCACAAGAAGUGAGUGUGGAGCCAGCAAAGAGGGGGCCUUGGACAGAGCCGUCGGGAUACUCAUGUUCAGGGGAUGGUGUGCAGAGAAGCCUGGAAAGACUGGGAGCGUGCGGUGCCAGAGAGUGAAAAGGGAAACCCUGAGAUGCACAGCAGGGCUGAGCAAAGGCAGUGUUUCCAGAGAGAGGAAGAAGUCAGCAGCUGAAGGCCGUCAAGAGGUCACGUAAUAAGAACUUCCAAAUCCUCUGGAUUUUGCAGCAAGGAGAUCGAUGGUGGCCUUGGUGAGAGCUGCUCCUGGGGCAGUGGGGACAGAAUUCAGGUUGCAGUGGUGAAUCACAAAUGCACAGUUCCACAGAAGGUAGAAGAAAAUGAGACCAAGGUGCCAGUGAGGUACAAGGUGCUACUGAGGUAGGUUAGUUAGGAGGCCUCUCUGACUGUAAAGUGAAGGAAGGCACACACGUGCAUGGGAAUGCAGUUAAUUUACCUUUUGU
Messenger RNA from Nyctereutes procyonoides (raccoon dog), 4623 nucleotides. It is a transcript of the gene ZNF467, whose product is annotated as zinc finger protein 467. Gene Ontology annotation, biological process: negative regulation of transcription by RNA polymerase II. Gene Ontology annotation, molecular function: DNA-binding transcription repressor activity, RNA polymerase II-specific; RNA polymerase II cis-regulatory region sequence-specific DNA binding. NCBI's taxonomy places the organism in Eukaryota, Metazoa, Chordata, Mammalia, Carnivora, Canidae. The record is from RefSeq and is a predicted model, not a curated record. The transcript is spliced from 6 exons. Bases 465 to 2201 code for a protein of 578 amino acids.